Molecule: messenger RNA, 3594 nt
Organism: Penicillium cinerascens
Lineage: Eukaryota; Fungi; Ascomycota; Eurotiomycetes; Eurotiales; Aspergillaceae
Product: DEAD/DEAH box helicase
Exons: 2
Coding region: 1-3594 (1197 amino acids)
Molecular function (GO): ATP binding; ATP-dependent chromatin remodeler activity
Source: RefSeq, a predicted model, not a curated record
AUGGAUGUCAAAUUUGAGCCCAGAGCGAGCACCAUAGAGGCUGUAUGGGAGUCGCAGACGUUGAGAGAUUCUAACUCAGAGAGUGUGGUUUCCGACAUUGCCUCUUUUGGGGCUACGUCAGCCACCUUAGAUGUUGCCCCAGGUGCUCCAACAGAAACUUUACUUCUAUCCGAUACGCCGGCAUUGAAAGCCAAGUCAUCUCUGUUUGAAGAAAAUAAUGAAUAUUCCAACAAUGUCGACACAAAUAUACCUAUUGGGGAUUCGAUGAGCGCUGAGCCGAAUCCCUCUACGCUAUUACAGCGUAUGCAUGAUGCACCAUCCAUACACAAUACCACACAGCCCAACGAACAGCCCGAGAGCAUCACCCCCCUACUUGCUGUGGGGACACUGGCAAAAGAAGGAUAUUCAUUUCGAGAGGUUGAGCUGCUGGAAACAAAUCACUGGAUCCGCAGCCAGACUCACCAUGACAGCUCCAAUGUCCAAAUUUAUGUUGAUCCAAGGUUGACCCAUCGAAACAAUAUACAGCGCUCAAUCAGAGAUUUGAGAGCUGCUUUCAAGGUGUUGAUGUCCAAGAUAGACCCUUCGCCUGAGGCUUGGGAAGGACGGAGGAAUGCAACCAAUCCAGAUACACUGUCCAAUGGUGAAGACGAUGAAUCAUUGUGGUACAUAUUCAACACUCUGCAAGAUCCAAAUCCGCAUGUGGAUUGUGUGAAAGAUGGCCCGUCGCGCAAAGCCAUGUCAUACCUGUUGUCAAAUGAGGAUUUCUCGGAAUAUGGUCUCAAAACUUCUCUCUAUCCAUACCAGCGGCGUUCAGCCGCUAUGAUGGUCCAGCGAGAGGUGCAACCGGCACGAAUGCUGGACCCGCGUCUGCAAGCUUGUGCCGGCCCAACAGGCCUCGAGUAUUACUAUGACAAAGAAGAUGGAUGGAUUACUCUUGAAAAGUACAUGUAUGAUGAGGCUGUUGGAGGUAUUCUUGCAGAAACCAUGGGCUGCGGCAAAACUUUGAUCUGCCUUGCCGUUAUCUGGGCUACUCGAGGGCAUUUCCCCAAGAUUCCUAUUGAGUAUUUGCCUGGGAUACCCGUGCGAGAAAAGACUGGUUCUCUCAUGGAAAUGGCGGCGGCUUCAGCCGGUCGAAGAUCCUUGCCUUGGAAGGCCCAUUUCAUUGAGACAGAGCAAGAUGGCAAAGUCUACAGUCGGUGUGUCAAGGCUUGUGAGUCAAAUAGCGGGUUCUAUGAGAUUCCUCCACCUGUGACGAGACAUCAAGUUCGACUGAGCACGACAUUCACACGCCCUCCGCCAAAGCGCAUUCACCUCUGCUCCGGGACACUCGUGGUCGCCCCCAAUAACUUGGUAGACCACUGGAUACGCGAGAUCAGCAUCCAUACCGAAGGUCUCAAAAUCCGGGUUCUGCGACAAGGGUCUGAUAAAACACCGUCAGCAGACGAGCUCCUCGAAUUCGACAUUGUGGUCUUCUCGAAAACACGUUUCGAACGAGAAGUGGGCGAGCCUGUCAACAACCGACGCAAGACAUUUGUCCAGGUUGACUCACCACUGACCGAGCUCCACUGGCUUCGCGUGAUUGUUGAUGAAGGGCACAAUGUUGCAGGCCAUGGCUCGAAAACGAACAUGAUCCAUAUGCUCAGUCAGCUACAUUUUGAGCGUCGCUGGGUUAUUUCGGGAACUCCGUCUGACAAUCUUAUCGGGCUCGAAGUCAGCCUUGCUUCUCAAGAGGCUUAUACCAGUGAUACGGAGUCUCCUGAAGAGAUCGCUGCAGCUGUACUCCAAGGCCGCAAGAAGACGGGGAAUGCGGGCGAGAGAGAGUUGAAAGAUCUGGAUAGACUCCGACGGAUGGUGAUUGAGUUCCUGGAUUUAAAGCCCUGGUCAAAUUGCCCUGCCGACUGGACAAAGUACAUCAAGCCCAAGGGCCAAGAUGGUACCCGGCGAAAGUCUCCAGCAAUACGCGCCACCCUUCAGGGCCUUGUGGUGAGACAUCAGGAUGACACUGUCAGCCGGGAGAUUACCCUUCCCAAGCUCUACAAUAAGACGGUCCAUCUGGAACCAACUUUCCACGAUCGGUUGUCCAUCAACUUGUUCCUCUUCGGUCUUGCUGUUAACGCGAUUACAUCCGAGCGCCAGGGCCAAGAUUACAUCUUCGACCCUAGCAACCGCAGGCAUCUCAACCAGACCAUUACCAAUUUGCGCCAAGCUGGAUUCUGGUGGGCAGGAUCGGAAACGGACCCGCAGGAAACCAUCAGCCAUGCGGUUAAGUACAUGGACGCCAAUCGGGAGAAGAUGACGCCUGCGGAUGCUGAACAAUUGAGCCGCGGGAUGGAGAUUGCCCGCCUUGCGCUGGAAUGCAGCAGCUGGCGCGAAUUCAAGCAGCUGCAUGAGCUUGGGGUCUUCAUCAAGGAGUUCCCCGCAGACCAUAAAACCCACUGGGCGCUCGACCGCGGCAAUCCGGACCGAGAGCCAUUGCUUAUGGGAAUCACACAGGCUCGCCAUGCUCAACAGUUUGUUACAGAUCAUCUUCGGUCACAGGAUCCCUCUGAUGGGCUCUCUUCAAGGGGGCUCAGAGUUAGAUUCGAACUUCAGAAACGCGAUAAAGGGGCUACUACUACGAAAGGUGCUCCAGAGUCGUCCAACGGCUCCACCACUGGCCAAAUGAGCCAUGGCGCUAAACCCAAGAGCAACAAGUCCCCCAAGAAGUCUUAUUCUCGCAAAAUCCUCAAAAGUCUUCCUGAAGACUCCCCUCUCAUGAGAACUCACUUCAUCGCCACUGCCUCGGCAAAGCUCACAUACCUGUUGAACCGGGUGUGGGAGCUCCAAACACAGGAAAAGAUCAUCAUCUUCUACGACAAUCCCAACACCGCAUUCUGGAUCGCCGAAGGCCUGGAACUCCUUGGUGUGGAGUUCCGCAUCUACGCGAGCACACUGAAGACCGACCUCCGCGAAGAGUACCUGAACCUGUUCCGUGAAACCAACGAAGUGCGUGUUCUGCUCAUGGACCUUCGCCAAGCCUCCCACGGUCUUCAUCUCGUACAAGCCUCUCGAGUAUUCAUCGUCAACCCCAUUUGGCAACCCACCGUCGAAAGCCAAGCCAUCAAACGUGCCCACCGUCUCGGGCAGACAAAACCGGUCUACGUUGAGACACUCGUUCUUCGGGAUACUCUAGAAGACCGCAUGCUUCGCAGACGAAAGGAAAUGUCCGAGGCUGAGAUGCAGAACGCAGAAAAAAGUCUACUCGAUGAUCAUGCCAUGAGUGAUAUUAUACAGCGGGAGCCUUUCUUGUCCAUGCCUGCUGAAGGAGAUGCCGAAAUGGCGCUUUUGAAGUAUGCCACGGGCUUCUUCGAUAAACAUUCCCUGCCAAUUCCCGAUGAGGAAGCUGCGCGAAAACCAGAUCUAGUCAAGCGGGUCCGACAGACUGUGGAGUCUGAUGCUGAUUCCGAUGCUUUCCCUCCUGCAAGUCCCACACCGAAGAGACCGCGCAUAGGAUUUGCAUCUUCUGUUCAGGUCAUUGAAGAUGUACCUUCCGGGCCUGUACCAGAGGGCUCCCCAAAGCCCAGGCGGGUGUCAUUGUUUAACCCGGGAGUCUGA